Physella acuta is the source of this 1435-nucleotide messenger RNA. RefSeq lists its product as uncharacterized. Lineage: Eukaryota; Metazoa; Mollusca; Gastropoda; Physidae. Gene Ontology annotation, cellular component: trans-Golgi network. The record is from RefSeq and is a predicted model, not a curated record.
GACACGGGCCCACGUUUUCUUCAAACUUUGAUACACAUAUGAUACACACGUGUAACGAUGAUAAUAUCAAACGUACACACAUGUAUCAAUGAUAGUGUGUUGUUGGUGUAUCUUGAGUAACUGAUGUUGCUGGUGUACCUUGUGUAAUUGAUAUAGUGUUGCCGAUGGCACAUGUAUAACAUAACAAGAUGAAACUUUUUAUGUUGAGUUUUUUAUUCUUGGAGUCAGUUCAGGUGGCGUCACUACAGGAACCGUGCAGAAAGGUGGACUCCUGCAGAUGUACAUUUAGUGACUCCCAUAUUGAUCUGACGCCUCUGGCUGGAGUCUCGGGUCCCAAAUGGCGGGACCAGUACGACCAGUUCUACAACAACCGCUUCUCCUACAACCCCUGCUUGAGCUUCAGCGAGGGCACGUGCUCUAAUGUGGCGGUGUGUGAGAUGAACAACGCCAUGCAAUAUUUCACCGCGGGGACGCAGGAAACGGCCAUGUACCUGUAUGACGCCACUACAUCCCUACUUGCAGUAGAGUAUAACUCUACCGACACGAUUGGGCUGACUCGGUACAGCCGUGUCCUACUCAACUGCAUCACAUCCGGUCCUGACAUAUUACAAAUCCAAGGAGAAGGCGCCACAGGACAUUACGGGUUCAAGCUGAGCAGCACCCACUGCUGUAGGAAACCAGGGGCGUUACCAGCUGGGGGCGGCGCCCACUUCAAAGUUGGUCUCGUCCUGAUCAUCGGGUUCUCCGCCUGUUGUCUGACGAUAUUUCUUGUUGCGGGAUUUUGUUACUGUUGUCGACCAAGGUCAAAGGCUCAAGGUCAAGGGCGAAAUCAGGACAUAAGAUUUGAAGAGUUCGCAGGGAAUAAUUACAGCACAUUCAACUAACCCAGUGGGAUUGUGGGAUAGUGGGAUAGUGGGAUUGUACAGAGGAUGUGAGGCGGAUCCAGCAUGAUUCGGGAGACUUUACACGCAGGGGUGUUGCCAAUAGGAACAGAGAAAUUAUAUGAUUCAACAACGUCAAAGAGAAAUUAUACGUGUACGAGUCACCAAUAGGAACAAAGAAAUUAUACCUGUACGAUUCACCAAUAGGAACAGAGAAAUUAUACCUGUACGAUUCACGAAUAGGAACAGAUAAAUUAUACCUGUACGAUUCACGAAUAGGAACAGAGAAAUUAUACCUGUACGAUUCACGAAUAGGAACAGAGAAAUUAUACCUGUACGAUUCACGAAUAGGAACAGAGAAAUUAUACCUGUACGAUUCACGAAUAGGAACAGAGAUUUUAUACCUGUACGAUUCACGAAUAGGAACAGAGAAAUUAUACGUGCACCAAAGCCAAGAGGGAAAUGGCUCAAAUAAUGAUAGUUGGUUAAUUAAAAAAUAUAAUAGAUGAUGUUUAAAGGAAUCCAUGAUGUAAAUAAAUUGUUUCAAUCAUAAA